Messenger RNA from Phaeoacremonium minimum UCRPA7, 720 nucleotides. Its product is annotated as putative trihydroxytoluene oxygenase protein. The transcript is spliced from 2 exons. Lineage: Eukaryota; Fungi; Ascomycota; Sordariomycetes; Togniniales; Togniniaceae. The record is from RefSeq and is a predicted model, not a curated record. Bases 1 to 720 code for a protein of 239 amino acids.
AUGACUGUCUCCAACAAAGUGCAUCUUGACCGUCUAUCAUACGUGAUUUACGAGCAUCCAGAUAUCUCUGCAUUCCUGAGUUUUGCCGACGACUUUGGCUUCGAGGUUGCAGACAAGUCUGAGGAGGGGAAUGUCUUUCUCCGCGGAUACGGUGCGGACCCUUAUAUCUACAUCGCUCGGCAAGCACCAAGCGGCCAGCAGAAGAGGUUCUGCGGCUCUGGAUUCCGUGCGAAAACAGAAUCGGAUUUUGAACGAGCAUGCAAUAUAGAGGGCGCGCAAACAUGCGAGUGGUAUACUAGUCACUUCAACUUGAAGGCAACAGACAUUGUACACAAGCCCGGCAAUGCCAGUGACGAGCUCAUGUCCUUCUUCCACCUUGACCUUGGUCCGGAAUACUCGGAUCACCAUUGCCUCCUGGUAGCAAAGGGUAGUGAUGAUGGCAAAGAUACUAGAGUGCACCAUUCGUCAUUUGAGGUGGAAGACAUGGACACGCAGAUGAUGGGGCAUCAAUGGCUGCAGCAGAAGGGAUACAAGGCAAAAUGGGGAGUGGGCAGGCACAUCAUGGGGUCUCAGAUCUUUGACUACUGGUGGGAUCCAACUGGCUUUGUCAUCGAGCAUUACGCCGACGGUGAUGUUGUCAACGAGGAGACACCUACCAUAAGAUCCGCAGGCACUCCAGCGGCCAUCUGGGGACCUCCACUACCGGUCACCUGGGACUGA